AUGUCGUCGGCGUCCACCGGCGGGGCGCCUCCUCCUAGGGACGCGACGCUGGGCCGGCACAUUGCGCGGUGCCUGGUGCAGGUGGGCGUGAGCGACGUGUUCGCCGUGCCUGGGGACUUCAACCUGACGCUGCUGGACCACCUGAUCGCGGAGCCCGGCCUCCGCGUCGUCGGCAGCUGCAACGAGCUCAACGCCGGGUACGCCGCCGACGGGUACGCGCGCGCCCGCGGCGUGGGCGCCUGCGCCGUCACCUUCACCGUGGGCGGGCUCAGCGUGCUCAACGCCAUCGCCGGCGCCUACAGCGAGAACCUGCCCAUGGUGUGCGUGGUGGGCGGGCCCAACUCCAACGACUACGGCACCAACCGCAUCCUCCACCACACCAUCGGCCUCCCGGACUUCUCACAGGAGCUCCGGCGGUGCUUCCAGGCCGUCACCUGCCACCAGGCCGUCGUCAACAACCUGGAGGACGCGCACGAGCAGAUCGUCAGGGCCAUCUCCACGGCGCUCAGGGAGAGCAAGCCCGUGUACAUCAGCGUCAGCUGCAACCUGCCGGGACUGCCGCACCCGACGUUCGCGACAGACCCAGUGCCAUACCUCCUGGCGCCAAGGCCGAGCAACCUGAUGGGUCUCGAGGCCGCCGUCGAGGCCACCGUUGCGUUCCUCGACAAGGCCGUGAAGCCGGUGAUGGUGGCCGGCCCCAAGAUCCAUGUGGCCAAGGCUGGCGACGCCUCCGUGGAGCUGGCAGAGGCCAGCGGGAGCUCGGUGCAGCUGCGCUGUCGGGAGAGAGCGAGGCCGGCCGACGUGCAUGCAUGCGUUGAGCAGGAAGGAUUGGCCAUGGCAACAUGGGCUGAUGAGUGUGCGUGA
Molecule: messenger RNA, 864 nt
Organism: Miscanthus lutarioriparius
Lineage: Eukaryota; Viridiplantae; Streptophyta; Magnoliopsida; Poales; Poaceae
Source: the annotation of a GenBank genome assembly